Molecule: messenger RNA, 3111 nt
Organism: Pomacea canaliculata
Lineage: Eukaryota; Metazoa; Mollusca; Gastropoda; Architaenioglossa; Ampullariidae
Exons: 5
Coding region: 856-2589 (577 amino acids)
Source: RefSeq, a predicted model, not a curated record
ACUGUUUCGUUUAAAAUCUUUUUGAUCCACUUUGAUACCCCAAAGCCGAGACAUCUACUAAGCAACGUAGAUCUCGCACUGGUGUCGCAGUACUAACGGUACUAAGAAAAUAACGCACAGAAGUGGUUAAGGGAGUGCCAUUAAAAAAAAAAAAAAUCCUGCCGGUGAAGUGUUCACCACAUUCAGACUGUGAACAAUAGUCGUCUCCCAUUUUAAGUACUUGUUCCGUGUCGCCCAAGCAUCGAUUGCAAUUACCGAGGCCAGGCGUUCAGACCUCCAUAACCGGUGUGGCCGUUACAGGAAGUCAAUGGCGACACAAUCUAUCAAGUCCCUGACGCCAGGACAGUGCAGGAUCUGCAAGGGCACGAAAACACAAUCAGGGUGGGCGGGUGGAGUGAAGCGCGUGUGCAGGGGGCGCCACAUGCACGGGUGCUGUAGGUCGAUACCCGACACCCGAGGACGAAGGUGGGUGAAGGGCUCGGAAUCCAUUCUUGUUGAUUCCAAAGGACGUUUGUCUUCGAACAAAACUCCUGUUUAACGAGGAAUCGCCGUGUGUCUCUGAUCAGAAGAAGACAGGGCUUUCUUCUCGCUGAUGAGGCGUACGCUUUUUUUCUCCUGACAGCAAAUUGCAGAGAGACAGCAGGUCAUGGACUUCGUAGACAUUGGGUGUGUGACAGUGAAUCCUGAGGAAUUGAAACGAACUGCUCUCUAGAGGCUUCGUCGAUCCCGAUCUCAGUAACCAUGGUGAGAGUAGACGAACUUAUUGAAGCCAUCACCUACAAUUUCCCGACUAAGCGACAGAAGGUGUGAAGACUGGAGUGUUGAGACUUUUCUGGUUGAAUAACAUCUGUUACGAUGACGAGAAUUGCAAGAACCAGUCCCUUGGACCUCCGACUGUUGCGCAGAACACAGAGACGAGUGGCGGCUCUCUUGCAGAUCACGGAUUUAUGCGUUCACGGCAAGAGGAAACAACGGGGAGGUUCCGACUGCGCUCUUUGCGCCCAGUCUGGUAGACGAGGCAAAGGAAAGAAAAACUGUCAUUACGUGUUUCUGGCAGGGGCAAAGAACUCUUCGAGACUUUCUCCCUUCAGUCACAAUCCAAAGAUUUUAGAUAAUGACGACGACGGUGAUGUUGACCAUAAGUACGACGAUGAUGACAUGACAGUGUUGGGCGGCAUGUUUGAGACAGCUAUCGUUCGACAAUUUGAUGAUGACGACCCGCGACUAUUUAAGCUACCACCUGUCUUCAACGGACAGGACCCAACCCAGUAUAAAGGAGGCAGAAUCCUUCCUCUGAUCAGCGAAAACACUUAUCUCACGACCAACCGACGCGCGAUACACAAAAUGGGUGACCAGAGAGAAGAAACUACCGAAGGUGUCCGAUUUCCUCCCCUGUCCAGCCAGCAGAUGACGAAAGACGACAAAGGCAGACUCGCAGAUCCUCGGCGACUCGGUUCCGAAAGAAAGGACAAGAGGGAGCAGCUUCUGCAGCACGACCUCAACGACAGGUCGGGGUCGGCGCUGGAUCACGCUGACCUCGGAAACUCACGAGGGAGAGAGGGGCAAUUCUUGGUGUCGCGGGAAUCGACAGACUCUCCUCCUCAACGUAUGAUCGUAAGCAUCAAGAUCAAGUCUGGAGAAGUACUGCAGAUCAGCUCCAUGGACAACCUCGUCGAUUUCGACGACGCCAAAGAAAACCAACUCGACAGGGAAAAGAUGAAAAAGCAAAGGAAGGGAAGGAGAGGAAUCCAAAGCCCCUCGAGCUUCUCAGGGUUGACAACUUUUUCCACGGAAGCGGCUCUCUACGAGGCUGACUCUCCCGACCAGACAUUCCUCUCUCGAGUGCGAUCUGCCAGCUGGUGCCAGUGCUCUGAUCACGCCAUGGUCAGCGCACACUGUCCGGAGUGCCGGAAGACGUCCGGCAAUCACGAAAAAUGGUGCAUGUCCCGUAACUCCCUAUGUGCCAGCUGCGGCAAACCUUUCAAACGGAAGUACCCGCAUCUAGAGAGGAAAUCUCCUUCGUCAACAACUUUGACCAUCGACUCAUUCACCUCAACUGCUGACGUGGAGACAACUCCGGCUCGGAACAGUAUGCGAGUUACAGAUGACGGGAACAUGGUGUCUUCCGAUUGGCAUGAUUCGGGAUUCGAAGACUCUGGAGAAGCUAGAAAUCGUCCUUCAAAGCGGAAGACCACAUCCCACGUUCGCGUUUCCAAAAGUAAAGAGCGCGAAGAGAAGCUCAACAGCUUGACCUCAACCUCCAUCGACGCCGACGUUCAUAGACGAGCGUACGAUCUUGCAGUCUCGUACGCACACACCAAACGGUUCAUGCAGCAACAUAAGAGUUUCUCAGUGAGCGACAUCGCGCCCACGGGAGUGUGCUUUUCUUACUUUCCCUUGCUAAAAACUAAGCGCCCUCGCGCGUCCGAGAACGAAGGGGAGGCAGACAUCUUUCCGCAUUUCUUUGGUGUGAGAGCAGACGAAAGGGAAGGGAAGAAAGUAAAGGUUAAGAAAGGACUGAAGCACGUACUCGGAAACACGAACCUUGAGGAUUUCUACCCUGGUGGUAAAAACUAUCCCAAGUCUUAGGAAUAUCACUCUAAGAAAAACGUUUGAUUACCAAGGGGGAGGUAAAGGGUAUCAUAAAUUGUUUGUAUGUCGCUAAAAAGGACAAAUAUAUCGAGAAGUUACAUUCCUAUGUCUAUGUCUUGUGGUUGAUCACACUGUUGUGUACGAAUGUGGAAAGAGACGUUAGAGUUGUUUUUUGUUGUUGAAAAAAAUCUCAAGUACUCAUUAACAUGUACACAUUAGAUAAGAAAUGCAUGGGUUGUAAAAAAUUAAUUUGAUUUAAAUAUUAAAUAUUAAUGUACGAAAUGUUUUUACAGUGAUGAAACUGUUAGCGUGUUGUAUUGAAGCUGAAUAUUGCUGUGAUGGAUUCGAGUAAGGUAUUUUAAAAUUUCAUUUAUUCCAUUUUAUUUGCUCCUCUGUCUUCUUUCCUUUCAUUUUUUUGAGCAAACAUACACACGCAUUAAAAAAAGAGAAAACAAAAGAAUGAGGAAGAACGUUUACAAGAGUUGGACAACUCUGGUGUUGUCGGCAUGGAUCACAAAA